AUGAGGAAGAAGUUAAGGAAGGAGAAGAAGUUAAGGAAGAAGAAGAAGAAGAAGUUUUGGAUGGAGAAGAAGUUAAGGGUAAAGAAGAAAGUAUGGAUGGGGAAGAAGUUUGGGAUGGAGAAGAAGUUAAGGAUGGAGAAGAAGUUUGGGAUGGAGGAGAAGUUUGGAAUGGAGGAGAAGAACCGAAGUAUGGAGAAGAAAUUAAGGAAGAAGAAGUUUAGGAAGGAGACGAAGUCAAGGAAGAAGAAGUUUUGGAUGGAGAAGAAGUUAAGGAUAAAGAAGAAAGUAUGGAUGGGGAAGAAGUUUGGGAUGGAGAAGAAGUUUGGAAUGGAGAAGAAUCUACUAAGUAUGGAGAAGAAAUUAAGGAAGAAGAAGUUAAGGAAGGAGAAGAACUUUCGGAUGGGAUGGGAUGGGAUAGGAUAG
This is a messenger RNA of Sphenostylis stenocarpa, 423 nucleotides long. NCBI's taxonomy places the organism in Eukaryota, Viridiplantae, Streptophyta, Magnoliopsida, Fabales, Fabaceae. The record is from the annotation of a GenBank genome assembly.